AACAAAAUGGCAACUUCCUCACCGGCGGGAGCAGUUGGAGUCUUGACCCCUGUUUCAGUAAGGGUGCAGCAAGCCCUUUUGAAGCCUGUCCAUCAAAGAUGUCAGGAAAUACAACAUAUUCUAGAGGAGACAAGCACCAAGGACCUUCACCAAAUAUUCCCUUAUCUUGUGGAGAACAUCUUUGGGUUCAACAACCAGCCUGGAUGGGGUGUGGGAACCAUUGCCAAGAGCACACAGCAGCUGGAUUAUGACAUGAUGCGUCAGUUCUUGUCCCCAGGUGGUCCACUGAUACGCGUUGUAUACAGACUACAGGCUGACCCCAUGUGUAGAUAUGAUUUUCCUCUGUCCUGUCUGCCAUUCCCCACAAGGCAAAUGUUUGAGGACAACAGCUACCAUGGUGCAAGUCACAUUCCAAGACAGCCUUCAGCAAGAUCCCUAUCUGCAUUUGAAUUUUAUUUCUUCCAUUAUUUCUACCUGUGUGUUAAUCCACAACAAAGGAGUUUCUUUAACUGGAGUAAUGCCUCGGAAGCAUUGUUCACAAGUCUGCUGGAAGAUUAUCUGAAUUGUUUUUUGCCCCUGAAGGGUAAAGUUGUUAACCCCAUGCCAACAGCUGCUUCACCAAUAAGAAGUCCUGUUGCACACAAGACACACCUCCACAGACAAGGCUCUACGUCUGGAUAUCACAGCAGUGGCAGCCCUGGGCUGAAACCACUAGUCAGCCUGCUGAAGUCUCCACACAGCCCCCACCAUCAGGUGCAGCAGAGGAGCAUCCCCUACCAGGUGUCCACCACAGAUCCACUGGACCAGGAAAUGUGGCGAUCAGAAACUUUUGUGGAGAUUCUUGUGGAGUUCUGGUUAAAUCAAAACAGUCUGGACUCUCCAGAACACCAUGGUGGGAUCAGGCAGGCCAUGAUUGAUGGCUAUCAGAGAGUUCUGUCAUACUCAGAUCCUUAUUAUAAUCAUUUUUAUCGAGAGGUUUUUCUUCCCAAUAGUGACCAGGUCCGGGUUGUGCGUAUGUUCAUCAAGCACCUCCAUUUCUUUGCUAACAGUGCCUCUCCAGACCUGGUACUGGCUUCAUACCAGGCACAGAACCUGUCACCUCUGGAUGAAUUCAAGAGGAAUGUUAUUCCACAGAUGGUACAGAAAAAGUUGUAUGUUUUCCUAAGGCAUGGCUUUAACCACUGGCCUCUUGACUCUUCUUUUAGAUUGUUGUUGGAGACUUGGCUAAGUUAUGUCCAGCCUUGGCGCUAUGUUGACCCCAAUGCCAUCAUGAAAGAGAAGGAGUCAAAAGUGGACAACAAAUGGUUCCAGUUUAUUGUGGAUAAUCUGCUUUUUUACACACACCUGUUUCAAGAAUUUCUUCACCGAAGUCAGCGCAUGGAUCUCUCCUCUGCCAAAAAUGCCUACAUGCUGUUCAGGGUCACCAAGGUGUUUGGACUCCCUAAUCUUCGAAAUAUGUUGGAAGAAGCCGAGCAUCAGAUGUACGAGUCUCACCACAGGCUGUCCAGGCGUGGUCCCCAGAUGGACAUGGGCUCCAGCUACCUGUCCCAUAGCAACUCAGUGAACACAGCAGCCAUCCUUAGUCUACAGUUUGCAGAACUAGAGGGCCCAGCCUUUCUUUAUAAACCACUAUUUGAAGAGGGGACCAAAAAACAAAUAGAGUAUCUACUACAGCAGAUCCUCCACGCUAAGUCGACCUCAUCCUCAACACACAAGUCCAGUGACGGGGGAGGAUCUGGUGGGCUGUUGUCAUGGUUGGGAUAUGGCGCUUUGGUGGACUAUAAUGCUACCAAAUUUACACAGACAGGGUUUCCCGAGGAAGACCAGAGCAAGUUAGUUUUCCACCUAGAGCAAGCUGCAAGGAAUCUCUGUAACUUAUUUCAACUGUCGAUGGAAUCGGUGGAAACCAUGGCAACGUCUGUCACACCUCCCAAUGCAAACAGCAGUGCCAACAAAUUUUCCACUCAGUCCCUGCCCCCAGACUUCAUAGAGUCACCCACAGGACCUGUGCUAACACAGCUGGGGAAAUAUCAGCUAAUGAAUGGUCUCCGCAAGUUUGAAAUUAGUUACCAGGGCAACCCCGACCUUCAGCCCAUUAGAAGCUAUGAAUGCGCCCCGUUGGUGAGAAUACUCCAUCAAGUCUCUUCAUUCCUGAAUAACAAGUUUUCAGACAAAAUUCAAAAUUACUACACAAGGGAUGACAUGGUGGGAAAAAUGACUUUCAUAUUAUUUUCACCGCCCUCGGAACAGAAAGGUAAAAAAUCAAGUUUUGUGGCAUCACCAACAAGAACAAAAGACUGGACCACACCGAGAAUAAGUUUGAGAUUUUUGGCAAAUUACCAGACUCUGGGCUACCUGAUGGGAGGAUAUUUGUUUUUUUACAUGUUUUUUGGAAUGGGACCUGUAGGAUUCAGCUUCAUACUGAUGCUUGGACUGCUGUUGUCAGUUUUCUUCAGAGCACUGGUGUUACCAGCUUCAAAAUUUAAGCAAAGUUAAUAUUAAUGUUG
Molecule: messenger RNA, 2507 nt
Organism: Lingula anatina
Lineage: Eukaryota; Metazoa; Brachiopoda; Lingulata; Lingulida; Lingulidae
Product: sphingomyelin phosphodiesterase 4
Biological process (GO): ceramide biosynthetic process; sphingomyelin catabolic process; glycerophospholipid catabolic process
Molecular function (GO): sphingomyelin phosphodiesterase D activity
Source: RefSeq, a predicted model, not a curated record